AUGUCAAUAUGCAGGGUGACAGGUGCAGAAGUAACACCGCGGAGCCUUGGAAUGCGGCAAGAUAAGAAACAAGGGAAGCAGAAGGCCCAACAUGUACGGAGUACGGAUCUCCAUGAGAAGACCAGUGCCUAUUUGCGAUGGAUGAACAAAUCGGUCCCGAUGGCCGGAGUUGUCCGCUGUUUUGAUUAUGUAUUCAAGUGUGGUUCUGUGCAUAUUCUAAGCUUCAUCCCAGGGUAUGACCCCUUCUGCAUGCAGAUGUGGUAA
Messenger RNA from Nannizzia gypsea CBS 118893, 264 nucleotides. RefSeq lists its product as hypothetical. NCBI's taxonomy places the organism in Eukaryota, Fungi, Ascomycota, Eurotiomycetes, Onygenales, Arthrodermataceae. The record is from RefSeq and is a predicted model, not a curated record. Bases 1 to 264 code for a protein of 87 amino acids. The transcript has 2 exons.